GCGUAUCCCUCCGCCGCGGCCGCCCCCAUCGCUGGGCUCGCAGCCCCACAGUCCCCGGAUGGAAACUGUUAUGGCCGCCAACAGCGACUUGCCGGGCUGCGAGGGCGGGCGAGGCAGCAAUUUGCCCUGUCAGAGAGAUGGUAUCUGACCGCCAGGAGCUCUGGUUCUGUGGGUGACUGAAGAUCUAGUUCUGUGAGUUCCUGCCUGUGCCCAGACCUCUGUGCAGAUAAGGGCACUACUCUUGAGUUUGCAAACACAUGUAGGAUGGGACCAGACCAUUUUUCACUAUUCCUCCUCACUGUGGCCUUUUCUGAGUUUUACAUAUUUACCUCUUCUGUGUGUGUGGGAAAAUGUCAAGGCUGAUGAAGAAUUGAAGUCAAAGUCUUUUCUUAAUGUGAGAAUAAAAUGGGGAAGUUGUAGAACCUUGAGAAUAACUCGGCACAGCAGUCCUGUUUGCUGCUGGAACUAAGACUAGUAUCAAGAAUUCACUCAAAGAAAAGGAAAACCUAAAAUCAUGCCAUCUGAAAAUGAACAGUUUUUUCCUGAUAAAAAGGAAAUUAAUUUGUUGAAACAAAAUGCUGCAAAGAAUUCUUCUACAAAUACUGCUUUUGAAAAAGCACUGGUGAAUCAUCCCUUAAGUAUGACAACUCAGCCAGCAAUUUUAAAUGUCAAUCUUUCUUACAAACUAAAAAAUGUGAAAAUCGAUUUACCCAAGGUGAACAUUCCAGAUGAAGUAUUAAUGAAACAUGAAGUUGAAAGAUUUAGAAAACUCUUUCAGUGUAAACAGCAAACUGCAAGGAAGUCCUUAAGUCUAGAGAAAAUAAAUGGAAGCAAUCCCAGUUGUUCAGAGGGAAGCCACUUGCAAAGUAAACCAGAAGUGCAAUUUGAAGAAGGGUUGAAAACUACAGCAAAGAUACUGAAUUUCACUUGUACAAAGUGCAAAGAUAACAUUAGAUACAGCCCGAAUGAUCUACAGAAACAUUUUCAGCUGUUACACUAUGGCGAGUUGCCUUUGUAUCCUUGCGAGAUGUGUAGCUUCUCAGCAAAUGACUUUCAGUCAUUUAAACAGCAUAGACGCACCCACCGUAGCACUUUAGUAAAAUGUGAGCUCUGUAAUGAUGAGCAUAUGUACACUUUGUUGGCUUUGACAAAACACUUUACAUCAAAGCAUUGUGUAAAUGGCCACUUUCAGUGUGAAAAAUGUGGGUUUUCUACCAAGGAUGUGGGCACAUUUGUUCAGCACAUUCACAGACAUAAUGAAAUUACUUAUCAAUGUGGAAAAUGCCAUUACAUAAGCUUUUCAGAAGUGGAGUUUCAGAAGCAUCUUCUUGUUCAUACCAGCAUGUUGCCUUUUGGUUGUCAAUACUGCAGUUACAGAGCAUCACGGAAAGAUUAUCUUGUAAAGCACAUCAUAGCUUUGCAUAGAGAUCACUUAUAUGCAAAAGAAAAACUGGAAAAGGAUAAAUGUGAAAAAAGACUAGUGAAGACUCCAGCAGGACUCAAGCUUGUGUUAAGAAGGUAUAAAACGGGAGCAUCGAAAAAAGCACUGUGGAGACGGAAAAAAAUAAGCAGUGGAAGUGACAAAACUGGAGAAAAAAAUGCACAAGUGCUAAGAAGCGUGAACAAAAUUCAAAUCAAAUCUGAGGAGCUGAACCAGUGUAUGAGAGAUGUGGAAGCAAAUGAAGAAAAAGAUGAAAUUAUAUACACAGAAAAGCAUAAUUUAAUGGGUGGAAUGCUCUCUGCUACUACUGCACAAUAUAGUAAAGCAGAUGAUGGAACAAGUUACAGCCUGGGAUUAUUGAAAAAUGGUGUUCAUGGGCCAACGGUAUUGAUGGUCAAAAACAAUAAAAUAUCUGUUCCAGCAAAUUACAGUGCUAAAUUUAUGGGAUUUAAAAUGGUAGAUGGAAAACAACAUAUUGUUAUAAAAUUAUUACCUACAAGUAAGCAAAACUUACAUUUGUUAGGUCAGAAAGCUGAUCUUAUUCAAGAUGGUUCUACAACUCCUUUGCUACAGACUGCUGAUCCCUAUGGCUUGUGUUCAGGUGCUAUGCCACAUGUAACUGAUCAGUCAACUGUAAAGAACAACUCUGUUCACCCAUUAACCUCCCCUCCAUUUUCUUGUUCUGCUCCUCAUUCAGGAAAAACAAAAGUGGAAAAACAAAAUAGCUCCUUAUUGUAUGGUAGGAGUGUUUCUCAAACUGUAGCACCUUCUAAUGUAGCUGUAGGAAAAGGUUUGAAUUACUUGCCAAUGAAGUUGGACUCAAAUGUACCUCCAUGUGAUGAGGUGACAAAAGUUGGAACUCGAAGUAAUAUCUCGUGGGGAAGCUAUAGUUCUCCAAGUCAUCCUCAGGUAUUACCACCCACUAUUACAAAUACACGUCACUAUGACUCUAUGAAAAUGCCCUUCUUUCCUGAACUGAAACUACAAAACGGUGGCCUGAAUAAUAGUAAUGGAACUAAUAAUCUGUAUUUUUCAACUUCAGUGGAUUCUUCUAAUGAAGGGUUGCUGUCUUUUCAUAACUAUUCCAAAAUGAACACUUCAGAUAAUCCAUGUAGCAUUUGGAUGUCGUCAGAUGACAGAUGUAAAGAAUUUUUAUCUAGCAAAACAGUUUCUUUUCAAAACAGUAGAAGAACUGAAUCUGCAUCUUCAUAUUCUGAAUUUAUGAAAGGCUUAGCAGAGAAAGUUGUAUCAGCUCAGUCAAAUAUGAAUAAAACUUAUGGGCACACUAGCAGUAACUCUGUGUCUUCUAAAAGCCAGUCUAAAUGUGUUGUUGGCAGUGAGUGUUUUAUGGAGGACCAGCAUAAUGGCCAGCAAUAUUUGGACACUAACAUGCAUCAAGGCUUUGAGAACGUAGCUGAGAAAUUCCAAGAAAAUGCCUCAGAUUGUGUUAACUCAGUCUUAAUGCCUAAAAUCACAUCUGUUUUCUCAUUGCAAAGUGAACAGGCAACUAAUUAUUUAUCACCUGAAAUAAAGCAGGUAUUGCAAGAUGUGUUAAAAGUGAAAGCAACUACUCAGCAAGAAUCCCACAGCAAGUCAAAUAACUGCCUAAAACUUCAUUCUGACAAGCUACUUUCUGGUCACAAGAAGGGGAAUAAAGCCUUUACACAUUUAAAAAGUUCGGGAACUGCAUGUGGUUUUCAGAGGCUUCCUACUAAUGUAGACUUUCAUUUAUGUAAGAGAGAGUUGAACACAAGAUGUAGCACAAAUGAAGGUACGCGUUGUGGGAGAGAAGCACAGACACCCAGAACAUCAUUUGAUUCACGGAGAAUGGAUAAAUUAUCCAGAACUCCAGGUGUUGGUACGUUGCUAAAAACUCAUACAGAUGCAAUCAUAACACAGCAGUUGGUAAAAGAUAAAAUACUAUCUGCAACCCAGAAUCCUAGUAGCUUUUCACCAGUUCAGGAACAGAAGAAACCCCUUUUAGUUCAGUCCUCUCCAUCAGGAUUUUUUGUUCCUUUGCAUCUUGCUAACAAGCCUGGGCUACAGGUGGUUUCAGGAAAAACUCUUCCAUCAACUAGUUCGUCAGAUGGGCAUGUGACUAAAGGUGUACCUGCAUCCUUUGUUAUAAAUAAAGGACCUGGAAUGAUUUUGACUUUCAGUGGGGCAAUUGGAACAGUUGCCAAUGUCCCUAGUGAUACUUCUCAGGUUUUAGGGAGAGUUGCAUCCAGAGAAUAUGGCAAAAUAACCAUACCAGUUUCAAAAAUGGAGGGGGAAAAGGACAGUUUUGGAAGUGUACAAAGUUCCUGUAAUAGGAGAGCAUGUAGAACAGCAAAUGACUCAUUGAAUAACGUGUCAUUUAAAAGACCUCUAGUAAUUACAAACUUAGUGGAGUCAUCUGUGAAAGGAAUUUCUUCUGUGAAGGUGUUACCAGAGCAUCAGGAUGCUGUCUUUGGUUCCUUGGAAUCAGUAAACCAACAAGAAAUGAAACAGAAACAACAUGUUUAUGCCCUUUUGCCUGAUGGACAACAGGCAGUUUUUCUGAAGUGUGUGACGCCAAACGAGCCUGUAGUUCAUAAACAUAAUGUUUUUCAGGAUAAUGCUCAUUAUCAAAAUAGUCAACCAAAGAAAACUGGAGCCAUGCAACAAAAGCUUUUGCUGAAAAUUAAGACUUCUGCUUCAGAUAUGCUGGCUGAUACCACUCGGUCAGUAAGCAACUCAGUGCCCUCACUACAGUUCGAUAACUUGCAGUCCCUUACUUCUGCACUAGCACGGAAACAAACUACUAAUCUUACUUCUAAUGAUGCCUUAAUCUUACCAGGUAGCUUAAUGCCAGCAAAUGCCUCUUUGGCAAGCUCUAAUCCAGCAUGUUGUGUUCCUCCUGUAGAACCUGUCUAUUCUGUUAAGUCUACAGGAACAUGUUUGCAAAAAGGUUCUGUUGAGAGUAGGCAAGUAAUGACUGCUAACAACAGGAGUAACUUUGACAGUCAGAAAUCCACAUGGAGGACUCGAAACAGAACCCCAAAAGUAAAACCUCGUUUGAAAAAAACUGCGUCUAAAAGUUCAGAAACUGUGGGAAUACAAAGAAACAAGAAUUUAAAACGGAAAAGUAAGGUUAAUUGCCCAGAACCUCCAAGAAAGAAAGUAAUGUUGCACAGAAAGUGUAAGGAAAAAAAUCAAGCUGAAGUUGCUAGUCAGUCAGGUGGCCUGAGGGCAUCAAAAGAAACUGUGAGGAUUUUGAAAUUGCUUCCUUUUAGUUCUAAACAGCUUGUAAAAUGCCCUCGGAGAAAUCAACCAGUUGUUGUGCUUAACCAUCCUGAUGCAGAUGUUCCAGAAGUUGUAAAUGUGAUGAAAACCGUUGCUAAAUUUAAGGGACAUGUUCUUAAGGUUUCAUUGUCAAAAAGAACUAUUGACGCACUUCUGCAGCCAGCCUUCUCCAAUCCUUUAGAUGUAACUACUGAUGGUCUUUCUCAAAAAAGGCACAGGACAAUAAAACCUAUUAGCCCUGUAAAAGAAAGAUUUGUCUUAAAACUAACACUGAAAAAGACUAGCAAAAACAAUUAUCAGAUUGUGAAAACUACCUCUGACAAUACCUUGAAAGCUAAGUUUAGCUGCUGGUUUUGCGGUAGAAUAUUUGACAAUCAGGAUAAUUGGGUAGGGCAUGGACAGAGGCAUCUGAUGGAGGCUACUCGAGAUUGGAAUUCAUUAAUGUAAUUAUGACCAGUGAAGAAAACUUAAAUUUUGUAAGUUACAGUUUUUAAAAAAGAGAAUCAAUUGAAUUGGGAUAUACAAGGAAUUUUGUAUUUCAGUAUUGUUAACUGAAGUUUAAAAAUUAUGCAAAGUGCUUGUAUUUAAGAAGGAAGAGCAGAUUAUUGCCAUCAAGCUUUGAGACAGAGCAAGGAGCUUUGUGGUUUAGAUAAUUUGUAACUAACUGCAAAUACAAUUCCAUAAAAAGAUAUAUUAUUUUUUGUUACUACUAUCAUGUGCUAUAUUUUUAUUCUAUACAAUGAAUCUUCAGGGGUUUUGUUCUGUACAUAUUUAAAAAAACCUAAACAUGUAAAUAUUUUUGUACUUUUCAGUUAUUUGGUAUAAUUCUUGCACAGAAAUUAUCCCCUCCCCCCAUUUUUCAGUUCUGUGCAUGCACUACUAAAACAGAUUUUUAAAUUUUUUUCAACUACACACAGCUGUUAUCCUGAGUUUUUUUAUUUUCACUUGUUAGCUCUUGAUUUUGUUUUUCAGGGAUUGAACACUAUUGUUAGCAAGUGCCUAAAAGAUGUGAAGCAGUUUACAUUAUGUCAACUGUGUAACCAUAGGUCCACAUAGGGCCACUUCCCCAAUAGUUUCAUUUGAACAAAGCCAUAUGUGAAUGCUUUAAGCUAUAUUGCUAUGCACAUGACACUUGUACUAUUUCUGUGCAGUUUGUCUACUUUCUUAGUGAAGUAUUUUUCAUAUAAAUUAAUAAAACAUGUUACGAUUGUGUUAAUAUGGUGAGCCUGAGAAUGGAAUCAGUUGAAAAUAUACAGUAUAUAUAUAUUCAUAAUGUAUAUGGUGUUUAAAAAUGGUGAACAUUCCUAAUCUGUAUUGACUCUGUCACAAUUAAAUUUGCUAUAACUUGUGUUUACAGAAUAUGACUGUGAGCAUUUAUAGAAAAUAUUUCUAUUUUGUUUUAUACUAUGUCUGCCACAAACCUUCUAGGAAGGCCAGGAUAUGGUCAAGUGCAGAGCAGCAUUUCAGACCUAUAACUGCAUUAUAGGUUUAUUCCAGGUGGAUGUAAUUUGUCCCCAUAAUGACUAAAUAGUAUUUUCUACUAUUGCUUAUUCAGAUUAACUGCCUUUUAGGGUACCAGGGGUUUUGCAAAGCCAAGGCUUAAUUUCUUCCUCCCUUGUUUUAUUGGCCAGUAGGGUAAUAUUCCUAGGAGCCUCCUUCCUUCCUACUUACAGUUUUAGGGAUAACGAUGAAGGAAGAAUAUGCUAUGCAUUUCUUAAUGUUUAUGUGAGGGUACAUAAACAAAAGACCUUAUAUUUUCCAUAGUGACUGAGACCAUACAAAUGAAGGUCCUUAUUAUCCACAGUAAUUAUGUUUAGAGACUUUGUCCUCCAGAUUCCUGAUGAACCAGUGGGAGUGCACUUACCAUAUGGCACCUUUGACCCAAGUACUGAAAUACUGCAUUUUAGAUGUGUUAAGUCAGUUUCUGAAGUACUGAUGGAAAAACUGUUAAGAUUAAAUACUGGACUUGGAGAGGACUGAGGCAUUUAAAUCUCUGAGAUUUUAGAUUGUAUGCAAGCUUGAGGGUAGUCUUAUGUGACUAUAUCCAUUAGGUGAAAGUGAAGUCACCAUUAGGUGACUUGCUACCAAUUAAACCAUUAGGAGACUUUUAUGGAUGUCACUGGUAACAGAAUUUGACUUACAUUUUAAACAUUUUAAACUAUUUAAAAAAAAAAAAUCAGUAACUAAAUGUAUUCAUUUUUUUUUUCUUCAUGUGUUGUUUGGCAGGAAGGUGCACACUGGCCUCAUAGUUAUUGAGUAACAUGGGGGUGAACUGAAGUACUAGAGACAGUCAAGAAGGCAGCAUAGUUGGGUGAACUAACACACAGUUGGUGUGUGCUGUGUCAAAAUUGGAUCAUUUUGUGCUGCACAAUGGCCUUGAGCUUUGACAUGAAUUUGGCUAGGAAUUUCGAAGAAGACUAAUGGUGAGGAAGCACAUUAGAAAGAAACAGCAUUAGGAAAGAACAAAAAUGUGUUAAGCUUUUGGACUGGAAGGUUCUAUUUGCUGCAUCAGCUUGCUGUCCUAUAAACCCUGAAAUUGAACUGCUAAAUUGUGGACUUUGCCUUUGGCAGAAUUUUUUUGAGGUUUGUUGCUAAAACCUGCUAGAUGCAGCUUCACCAAGCAUGAUCAAUUUUUGUUCACAGUUAGCAUUGAGGUGAAAGUUCUGUAGAGUUGGGUUUUUCUCUAUCAGUGAAUCCUGAGAGACAACUGUCAUAGGAAUUUUUUUCCCCUCCAACUUAUUUCGCUAUGAGUUGGGUAACUAUGAAACAGAACAUUGUAAAGCUAGGAAAUGUUGAAAUAAGGUUGCUUUAUACAGUCUUAAUUAAUUGUCGUGUGUCACCUUUAUCCAUGGACAUCCAUCUCAUUCAGUACUGAGAAUUGUUGCUCCCUCUUCAACAGUGAUUUUGUGAUUUUUGUUUCCCCACCCUUAUGUCCUGCUAUAAUUUAGCAUACAUUGUUCAAGUACUGUUCUGAAUAUAGAAUUAUUUUUUUCUUAUGAGCUUGUCCAUAAUGCUUUGUUUGAUGUCCUGAGUUUGGCACUGCUACAGAUCAGAUGCCAGGGAUUUGCAAGUGAGACAUCCAUGAAAUUAAGAUGACAAUUAAUGAUCAUUAGGAGAAAGUUUGACUUGAUACGACCAGCAUCACAGUGGAUAGUGCAGUAAAAGGUGUGGGGACAAUAUACAGUUCUCCAAUGAAUGGCUUGACUGCUUUAGCAAUGUGCUUUAACAAUGCUUUAUAUGCUGUCUUUUUAAUGCCUGACUCCUGCAAGGUUUAUUCAUACAUUUAUCAGCAUCUUCCAUAAAUGGGAAAGGUAUCUUAAAAAUAUCCUACCAAAGAGUGUCUUUCAUUACAGACAUAUGUAUCAUGUGAAACAUAUAAAUCCACAUGGAAAAAUAGCCAAUGAUCAUAUAUUUAAUGCUUGUAUGGUAAUGGAUAUAUCUGAUGUGAUAAAUUAAGAUUGAACAGGUAAUCUGAUUUCAAGGGCAUCUUAAUCUUGAGUGCUUGAUUUUGGAGCCAUAACAUUUUAAGAUAGCUUGUGACUUUGUGCAUAUAGCAGGAUAAUAAAAUCUUAGGUUGGUUACAGAGUUUUGGGACAUACUGAAAUAGGUGCAAGUCCAGCAUCAACACGUGUUUUUCCUCUAAGAAAAUGUUUUGUAAAUACAU
Molecule: messenger RNA, 8369 nt
Organism: Apus apus (common swift)
Lineage: Eukaryota; Metazoa; Chordata; Aves; Apodiformes; Apodidae
Gene: ZNF518A
Product: zinc finger protein 518A
Exons: 4
Coding region: 515-5152 (1545 amino acids)
Biological process (GO): regulation of transcription by RNA polymerase II
Cellular component (GO): nucleus
Molecular function (GO): RNA polymerase II transcription regulatory region sequence-specific DNA binding; DNA-binding transcription factor activity, RNA polymerase II-specific
Source: RefSeq, a predicted model, not a curated record